AUGGCGUACUUUGACCCAUAUCGCGGACCGAAUGUGUCCUUGUCCGACAUUAAAACCAUCCCUACCGCAUCUUCUGUUGAGCUUGCAUCACCCUGUUCCCCAGACGAAAUCCUCUUCCCUCUUCCGCCCUACGUAUAUACCCCUUUGCCUGUCGACGGAUGGAUUCGUGUGCUGGAGCUGCAUCCUGGCACAGGUCCACUAUCGUGCGGUCUGAGCAUAUGCAAGCUCGAGGAAGGUCCGUUGAAAUUCGAGGCUCUCUCCUAUGUGUGGGGGAAGCACCAAGAUGCGAUGAAUAUUGAAUGUGACGGCCACACGCUGCCCAUUGGACCAAACCUCGCUUGCGCACUGGAACAUCUGCGGCAUGGCACAGAUUCCAGGCUGCUCUGGGUCGACGCAGUGUGUAUUAAUCAAUGGGACAAUAACGAGAAAUCUCAUCAAGUUCGUCAGAUGGGAAACGUGUAUGGGUGCGCCAAGAGAGUGCUGAUAUGGAUUGGCGAGGAUAGCAGGGAGGAAGCCAGUCAGUGUCUGGCCACCAUACAGAGUACAAUCACGACUCUUACAGACCUGGCAUCCCGACAUGGGGGCGUGGAAAAGAUGCCGCCGAUUGCGCUUGACUCGAAAGUCAUCAGCUCAAGCCCGGAGAUAUGGGACAUGGUCCGACGUCUUAUGGGAUCGGAGUGGUUCGAGCGUGUAUGGGUGCUUCAAGAGGUCGGCCUUGCAAGAUCAGCCGUACUCCUUUAUGGGAAGGCUUCCAUCAGUUGGAGCUAUCUGGUCGAGUUGAUGUUGUUUGUUGCACUACGUGCUGAUGUGGGAGCAGUCAUUGGCAACGUCAAGUCGGGCAUGUUUUGGGAUGUGUUCGAAGACAUCUGGCGAUCGUUCGGCAAUCCUGUCUCGUGGCGGAAUGAACUCCCCCUGACAAAGUCCAUGAAUCACCCUAACUCCACACCGAGAUUCAUCGACAUCCUCAAUGACGGGCGGCAGUACAAGGCCACCAAUCAGCGAGACCGUGUAUAUGCCUUCCUGGGCCAUCCCAGCGUCGGCCGCGGAAACCGAAACCGAAACCGGGCAGAUGCCUUGAUAGCCGACUACGACAAAUCUGUUGACGACGUCUACUUCGAUGCGGCAAGAUACAUUCUGCGAACCGACCCAUUUCCAUGGACUCUUCUCGCCUGUGUCGACCACAUCUCGAACUCACCAUCCCUGUCUGGGCAGAGACCUUCAUGGGUUCCACGCUGGGACGAAGAGUGGCGGGUAUAUUGGCUAGGCUACCCCGACAUGUUCUAUCGAGCUGGGGGUCUACCGCCGCGAAAGUUUCAGGUCGAGCUUUCUGCAUCAAUGUUCACUUUGUCGCUUUCAGGCAUACUCCUUGACGAAAUCGUCUGGUGCUCUCAAGCAUUCCAUGACGAGGACCUAAAACUGCCAGGCCAAAAGGAGAAGGCUCCUCUCCGAGCAGUAUGGAGACGACUGGAGGAGGGCAACCAUGACAGUAACUGUACAGUGUACGGUCAGGACAGUGAAGUACGCGAGCUUGCUUAUAGCUUAGCGAUUGUGGCAGGUCGAAACACCGAUGACGGGCCAGCGCACGCGGAUCUGUUGCUUCACCAAUCCAUUUAUCAAGCAUACAAGAAGUUGAUCAGUCAUGACGCCGCUACGACGGGGACCAAACCUACACCGAACAAGGAUGGCGGUAGAAACAUGGAGCGAGAUGUGCUCACAUAUAUGGCGAAUCAACGACGAGCUUUGCAUAACCGACGUAUUUUCCUGACAUCGAAAGGAUAUUAUGGCAUCUCUCACAAGACGCUCGAGGUAGGUGAUGUAUGCUGUGUUUUCGAGGGAGCGAACGUGCCUUUCGUCUUGAGGAGAGUGUCCCAGACCAGCGACACAGAAAGUGACAUGGGGUCGCCCUCGGAUCGAUACCUGCUGGUUGGGGAAUCCUACAUUCAAGGAACUAUGGAGGGAGAAAUCGUUGAAAUGGCAGAUCAUGGCGAUUUGAUCCCACAAGAGAUUGUCCUCGUCUGA
Molecule: messenger RNA, 2019 nt
Organism: Exophiala xenobiotica
Lineage: Eukaryota; Fungi; Ascomycota; Eurotiomycetes; Chaetothyriales; Herpotrichiellaceae
Exons: 1
Coding region: 1-2019 (672 amino acids)
Source: RefSeq, a predicted model, not a curated record